Messenger RNA from Cyphellophora europaea CBS 101466, 162 nucleotides. RefSeq lists its product as uncharacterized. NCBI's taxonomy places the organism in Eukaryota, Fungi, Ascomycota, Eurotiomycetes, Chaetothyriales, Cyphellophoraceae. Bases 1 to 162 code for a protein of 53 amino acids. The record is from RefSeq and is a predicted model, not a curated record. The transcript has 2 exons.
AUGACCUAUGAAGAGCUCAGUGAGUAUAAUGGUAUGAUAUUUGGCUAUUCGCCACUGAAACCUAUUCUGGUUGCGGUCAAAGGGGCAGUUUUUGACGUUACACGAAAUUCGGCAUACGAGCCAGGAUGGCCAUAUCAUGGAUCCGUCUCGUGCACUUGGUGA